Molecule: messenger RNA, 1039 nt
Organism: Drosophila persimilis
Lineage: Eukaryota; Metazoa; Arthropoda; Insecta; Diptera; Drosophilidae
Product: zinc finger protein 134
Exons: 1
Coding region: 1-975 (324 amino acids)
Biological process (GO): regulation of transcription by RNA polymerase II
Cellular component (GO): nucleus
Molecular function (GO): DNA-binding transcription factor activity, RNA polymerase II-specific; zinc ion binding; RNA polymerase II transcription regulatory region sequence-specific DNA binding
Source: RefSeq, a predicted model, not a curated record
AUGGCGGAAGUAUGCAGAAUCUGCAAGGCACCGCCAGUCUCCGGACCAUUGAAAAACAUUUUUGAUGAGCCACAGAACUCGGACACUUGCAUUGCUGACAUGAUAGCGGAGUGCUCCGGGCACGAGGUUUGUCGAGGGGACUUACUGCCGGAAAACAUAUGUCCGCCGUGCCUGGAGGAUGCAGUGGCUGCAUUCAGCUUUAAGAAGACCUGCGAGCAGAGCCAUAAGCCCAAUUUUCCAGUGUUGGAGGAGGCUGGUGGAGAAGCCAUCUGUGGUAAUCAGGAAGACGAUGCGGCUUGGGAGCCGUCAGAUAGUGGAAAUGAGCUAACGAACCAAUUGGAAACCGAUGCAAAGGUCCAGGGUGAUAAGGAUGUCUAUCAUCAGUUCAAAUGUAGCCUUUGCCCAAAGAGCUAUAAACACAAAUCGAAUCUAAAUAGACACAAAAAUGUUCACACUGGAAUACGACCCCACAAAUGCUCGGACUGCUCAAAGGCAUUCAGACUGAAGACCUAUCUGCAAGCACACAUCCGUACGCACACUGACGAGCGACCGUACAAGUGCGAGCACUGCUCGAAGACAUUUAAACACAAGAAAUCUCUCAAAAACCACAGCCGUACUCACUCUGAGGAGCGACCGCACAAGUGUAUGCACUGCUCGAAAUCUUUCUCUCACUCCGGAACUUUCCGCAACCACGUCCGUACGCACACGGUGGAGCGGUCCUUCCAAUGUUCUGACUGUUCGAAAGCAUUUAAGCGACAAUCCGACCUAAACAAACACUCUCGUACGCACUCAGUCGAUCGUCCCUACCAAUGUGUUCUUUGCUCGAAGUCAUUCAAAUUUAAAUGGCAUCUUAGCAGACACCUCCGUACCCACACGGAGGAGCGACCAUAUUCGUGUGCUGACUGCCCGAAGGCCUUCAAAGACAAGUCAUCUCUCAAGAAUCACACCUGCUGUCGCUCGCAGAACGAUCGUUGAAAGGAUCGAACACAAACCCACUUGGAUUACUUGUAUUUCCGUUAAGAGUUACUUGCCCAUGUAC